AAGUGAUGGCAAGUUGGACAAGAGCUGUCAUGAUAAAGCCGUGUUCUGGAAAAUUGUACACGAACAGAAAUUGACACGCUUCCUUCUAUUUUUAUAUUAACUGUAAUAACAGUUAGUUUAGGUUAUAACUUAUUUCUUAUUCCCAGUGAUAUUAGCAAGCCAGUUACAAGAAAACCGCGAAAAUGAGUACAAUACUGGAGAAAAUUGCGGCUAUAGAGUCCGAGAUGGCUCGAACGCAAAAAAAUAAAGCCACAGCUCUGCAUUUGGGUCUACUCAAAGCCCGGUUAGCUAAAUUGAGACGAGAACUCAUCACUCCCAAGGGUGGCGGCGGUGCAACAGGCGAAGGUUUCGAUGUUGCCAAAACUGGUGAUGCCCGUAUCGGGUUUGUAGGAUUUCCAUCUGUGGGGAAAUCUACUUUGCUGUCUAAUCUGGCUGGAGUCUACUCCGAAGUAGCAGCCUAUGAGUUCACAACCCUUACAACAGUCCCAGGGUGUAUUAAAUACAAGGGUGCGAAGAUUCAGCUGCUCGAUCUUCCUGGUAUUAUUGAAGGUGCUAAAGACGGUAAGGGUCGUGGUCGUCAAGUAAUCGCCGUCGCCAGAACUUGCAGUCUUAUAUUCAUAGUACUGGAUGUACUGAAACCAUUGCAGCACAAGAAACUGAUUGAACAUGAGUUGGAAGGUUUUGGACUGAGAUUAAACAAGCAACCUCCGAACAUACACUUUAGGAAAAAAGAUAAGGGUGGAAUUAAUUUGAAUACUACAUGCCCCCAAAGUGAAUUGGACAUAGAAACGGUGAAGACAAUUUUAUCGGAAUACAAAAUUCAUAAUGCUGACAUUACUCUCCGAUAUGAUGCUAACAGUGAUGACUUGAUUGACGUGAUUGAAGGAAACCGAGUGUACAUGCCUUGUAUUUAUCUACUUAAUAAGAUUGAUCAAAUCAGCAUAGAAGAAUUGGAUGUAAUUUACAAGAUUCCUCACUGUGUACCCAUCUCGGCUCACCACAAAUGGAACUUUGAUGAUUUAUUGGAGAAGAUGUGGGAAUACUUGAAGCUCAUCAGGAUAUACACUAAACCUAAAGGACAGUUGCCUGACUACAAUGCACCUGUAGUGCUGCAUGCAGACCGCACCAGUGUUGAAGAUUUCUGUAACAAACUCCAUAGGUCCAUUGUAAAGGAAUUCAAAUAUGCUCUCGUCUGGGGAUCAUCCGUGAAGCAUCAGCCACAGAAAGUCGGUAUCGAUCACGUGCUAUGCGACGAAGACGUUGUCCAAAUCGUGAAGAAAGUCUAGAACGUAACAUAUACUGAAAGAUAUAUAGAAAUAUAUAUAUUUUUGCGAAACGAAAAUGAAAUAUAAAUGUUCUAGGAUUUUGAGUGUCUGAUAAAUUUAAAAA
Spodoptera exigua (beet armyworm) is the source of this 1389-nucleotide messenger RNA. Lineage: Eukaryota; Metazoa; Arthropoda; Insecta; Lepidoptera; Noctuidae. The record is from the annotation of a GenBank genome assembly.